AUGACACCAACCGGAAUCUUAUGACUAGGUGGUGAAAUCAACUACAAUAGGUAUCGGAUUAAUUUUGCAUUACCUCCUGGAAUAUCGAUUGAGGAAACAAUUAACUCAUUGAAGCAAAUCUGCAAUAUAAAAGAAAUAAUUAUGAAUAACACAAUCAAAAUGAAGGCAAGUUUCACAGUCUUAAUUUUAUACCAGAAGCAAAAUACACAAUAUAUGCUGAAUUUAAUUCACUAG
Molecule: messenger RNA, 234 nt
Organism: Blepharisma stoltei
Lineage: Eukaryota; Ciliophora; Heterotrichea; Heterotrichida; Blepharismidae
Source: the annotation of a GenBank genome assembly